Messenger RNA from Paraglomus occultum, 816 nucleotides. The record is from the annotation of a GenBank genome assembly. Lineage: Eukaryota; Fungi; Glomeromycota; Glomeromycetes; Paraglomerales; Paraglomeraceae.
AUGAAAAGUAUAACGCCGCCUUCGAAUAACAAAGGCUUAUAUAUUGGUGUGCUUUUUCGUAAUCAGUACGAUAACGACAUUUGCACCUGGAGCCCUCAAGGUCGCAUUCAUCAGAUAGAAUAUGCUCUAGAAGCAGUAAAACAAGGUUCGGCCGCAGUCGGACUACGGUCAAAGACGCAUGCGAUACUUCUUGUUCUAAAGAGGUCUUCUGGCGAUUUGUCCUCGUAUCAGAAAAAGAUUAUCAAGAUCGAUGAUCACAUAGGGAUUGCUAUUGCUGGAUUGACUUCGGAUGCGCGUGUGCUGAGUAACUUCAUGCGUACUCAGGCAAUGCGAUCUAAGAUGUUAUUCAACCGGCCACUUCCCGUUUAUAGAAUUGUGUCGGCUAUUGGAGACAAGGCACAAACGAAUACUCAGCAUUAUGGUGGAAGACCAUAUGGUGUCGGGUUGUUAAUUGUUGGAUACGAUGAGAAAGGACCACAUCUUUAUGAAUUUGCUCCGUCCGGAAACUUUUUUGAAUACUAUGCCAUGUCGAUUGGAGCACGGUCCCAAUCCGCAAAAACUUAUCUCGAGAAGCAUUAUGAAUCAUUUGCUGAUGCCACUUUAGAUGAACUUGUACGCCACGGCCUACACGCUCUACGUGAUACCCUUCAGCAAGACAAAGAAAUCGAUACGCAAAACUGCUCGGUUGGCGUAGUUGGAGAAGAUCAGAAGUUCGAGACUAUUGAAGGAGACAGAUUACAACGAUAUCUUGAUUUGUUGGAUGGUGGAGAUACAGGACAGGGCGGCGAGACCGUUGAAUCGAUGGACACCGAAUAA